AACACCAGCAGCACAUGCGUUAUCAUGGCGGCGCCCACUGAAAAUAUGGUUGGUGUUUCUGACGACUCCAGCAGCAGUGAUGAUGAAGUGUUGAAAAGAUGUAAGGAGGCAGUUUGGGAGACACCAACUGCCCAAAAGAAAGAUGGGGGCAUCAAUGUGCAACAGUCAAAGCGUGUUGUUGUCGCCGACCACGAACACGAUGGCAACGAGCUCCAGGUCACCCAAGGGUUUCGAACACACGUUGCUAAGAAGUUGGUACAUCUCCUUGACAGUUCUAUUACAGAAAUGCAUUCUGAAACUUUAUCCUGUGUGGAAUCAGCGAAAUGUGAUGAUGAUGACGAAGGAUUUCGUCUGUUUUCUACGUCAGUACCGGGACAGCCAGCUGAUGAUCCUCCAGCCCCAGUGAGGCGUCGGCCUGUUCCCAGCUCAAGUGACAGUGACAGUGAGAUGGAAACAAGGCUGAGGGAGGCAGCGGUGUCUGUCAAAGAUCUCUUAUCCGCAUCGUUGCUGCCCUCUACAUUCUCCAGUCCAUCAGCAGAGCUUCCUUGCUCAGAAAAAAUAAAGAAAAAGAGGGAAGUGGCAGAGGAAGAGGAGAGCCAUGUUGUUAAGAAGAAGAAGAAGAAGAAAAAGAGGAAACAGAAUCAAGAAGGGGGUGAGCAAGUGGACUCUGCAGGUUCUCCCCAUAAUGCUCAAAGAAAUGGUGAGCAUGGGACCUUAGACGAGGAACACACACAGGUCAAAGUAAAACGGAAAAAGAAAAAGAAGCAAAGAGAAUUACACACAGAGGAAGUAGCUGUGAACUGAACUAAUGACUAAUAUUUUGCUUUUUUGAUAUGUUUCUUUGUCAUCCAGUCUGUCAAGCUUGAAGUAUAUUUUCCCCCCAAAAUUGAGUAUAUUUUAGGAAGCUGUUUGUUCCAUGCUACCUAGUAAACACAUGACAGCAAACUUGUAUCUAAACAAAAACCUAUUUUGAUUCCAUCCUUCAUGAAAGAUACUAAUUUAAGAGCGGGAAAAGGCAUUUCAAGGCAGUGACAUAAAAAAAAAUGCAGGUAACAUGCAGUUUUACAAGUUUCAAGUUAAUGUACAGUUUCUGAAUGUUGCCAAACAUUUCAAUAAAAAUACAUUUUGGUUUUGAUUUUUCA
This is a messenger RNA of Anoplopoma fimbria (sablefish), 1142 nucleotides long. It is a transcript of the gene c13h12orf43, whose product is annotated as chromosome 13 C12orf43 homolog. The transcript has 6 exons. Lineage: Eukaryota; Metazoa; Chordata; Actinopteri; Perciformes; Anoplopomatidae. The record is from RefSeq and is a predicted model, not a curated record. Gene Ontology annotation, biological process: Spemann organizer formation; Wnt signaling pathway; negative regulation of Wnt signaling pathway. Bases 25 to 804 code for a protein of 259 amino acids.